AUGUCAAAAACUUUCCGCACCGUUAAUCCUUUCCGAAAAGCUACAUUAUCGAUUUGCCAGCAACAGCAAAAAAGAUGGGCAUCCGCUAAUGCUGCUACUUCAUCACAAGGUGAUCCUCGUUUAGAAACAAUCCGCCGUGUAUUAUUCGAACCACCACGUCGAGAAAAAACACUUGAAUUGGAGGGCGAGCUCUUAGAACAACAUGAAACAAUUGAGCGUGCUUGGAAACUUCAUAAAAUGCGUGUUAGAGAACAAAGAGAAAGAACACUGGAACGCCAAUUUAGAACUAUGAAUGCAGCAAUGACAGAAUUGGAAAAAACAAGUAAUCGUUUAUAUAAAGGUGCUAUUGUGAGAAGUCGACAUAUUACUUAUCCUAGACAAGCAAAGAUUCCUACGGAAACACCACCUACUCAAGGAUGGGAUUACUCUUACAAAGCACCUGAAGAGUCUCAAUCAUAA
Molecule: messenger RNA, 459 nt
Organism: Mycotypha africana
Lineage: Eukaryota; Fungi; Mucoromycota; Mucoromycetes; Mucorales; Mycotyphaceae
Product: mitochondrial ribosomal protein L28-domain-containing protein
Exons: 1
Coding region: 1-459 (152 amino acids)
Biological process (GO): mitochondrial translation
Molecular function (GO): structural constituent of ribosome
Source: RefSeq, a predicted model, not a curated record